UAACUGGAAAGAAUUGCUCUAUCACUUCUUCCUUCACAAGACCCGCCCUUUUAGCUACCUCCACUAGAGAGGAAUCGGCUGCCCAAAAGGAGCUGGCAAAAGCGCCGACGUGGAGUUCAGAGAAGCGGAAGUAGUAACAUUUCACUGAGCCGUAAGCUUUCUCGCUUUCCGGAUAACGACAACAGCUCCGACUCUCAGUGCCGGCCUUCCUCGUGUAAGGGGAUCUGCCGGACCCUUGCUAAUUCAAUUUCUAUCCCAUUCCGGGCCCUUCCCUACCGUCGCCCCCUUCACCUUGGAUCAUGUUCAAGAAAUUUGAUGAAAAAGAAAAUGUGUCUAACUGCAUCCAGUUGAAAACCUCAGUUAUUAAGGGUAUUAAGAACCAAUUGAUAGAGCAAUUUCCAGGUAUUGAACCAUGGCUUAAUCAAAUCAUGCCUAAGAAAGAUCCUGUCAAAAUAGUCCGAUGCCAUGAACAUAUAGAAAUCCUUACAGUAAAUGGAGAAUUACUAUUUUUUAGGCAAAGAGAGGGGCCUUUUUAUCCAACCCUAAGGUUACUUCACAAAUAUCCUUUUAUCCUGCCACACCAGCAGGUUGAUAAAGGAGCCAUCAAAUUUGUACUCAGUGGAGCAAAUAUCAUGUGUCCAGGCUUAACUUCUCCUGGAGCUAAGCUUUACCCUGCUGCAGUAGAUACCAUUGUUGCAAUUAUGGCAGAAGGAAAACAGCAUGCUUUAUGUGUUGGAGUCAUGAAGAUGUCUGCAGAAGAUAUUGAGAAAGUCAACAAAGGAAUUGGCAUUGAAAAUAUCCAUUAUUUAAAUGAUGGGCUGUGGCAUAUGAAGACGUAUAAAUGAGCCUCAGAAGGAAUGCACUUGAGCUAAAUAUGGAUGUUGUGCUGUAUCUGUGUUUGUGUCUGUGUGUGACAGCAUGAAGAGCAAUGAUGCCUCUGUGGUUAUGCUGAAUAAAUUCAACAGAUGCUAAAAUUC
Molecule: messenger RNA, 977 nt
Organism: Cynocephalus volans (Philippine flying lemur)
Lineage: Eukaryota; Metazoa; Chordata; Mammalia; Dermoptera; Cynocephalidae
Gene: MCTS1
Product: MCTS1 re-initiation and release factor
Exons: 6
Coding region: 300-845 (181 amino acids)
Biological process (GO): formation of translation preinitiation complex
Molecular function (GO): RNA binding
Source: RefSeq, a predicted model, not a curated record